AUCACGACUAUGAAUGAAGCUCGCAUUGGGGCUUGCCUCAUCUGGUCCUCAGAACUGUUCUUCCAGCCUGUCGAGCUCAGACUGGCUCUCGAACGCACGAAGGCCAACCUCGAUGACGCUCACUCCAUUGCGUGGAACCGUUUCUAUUGCUUUGCGCCAGAUGGGCCUUUACACUCUGAGAGCGUCGCUCUCCAACCUGCAGAGACACGCGCAUCACAGUCUCUUACGGCUCUCAUGGCGCAGGGUAUCCUAUCUCGCUGGACAAGAUACGCCAGGCAGCACGGCCUGACUCCCGAUACCAAGGAAUACAGGGCGGAGCGUCGCCAGUUCAUCGGAGACGCCGUCAACGCCGGUUUCCUUGCCCACUUCGGUAAGAACAUGGGCGACCCUGUCGCCUGGCACAGUCUCUGCGUAACAAUUGGCGUCGAAGGCGCUCAGGACAUGUUUGACAUCAAGGAGUGCAAAGCAGCGCUGAAGGGAAUCUACAUCAACAUUGUCGAGCUUGUGGACGCAGCCGAGGCCGGGGAGACGGUAGCGCACAAGUUUCAGGACGAGGAAAGCCUUAGGGCGUUUACGAAGCAGGCCGGAAUGACCUAUCCUCUCGGCGCCGCCAUCGCAAACCCGUUCUUGCGUAAAUUUCUGAUCAAGGUUUACACAUAAUUCCCAUGUACGUCGAUAGAAUGUCUUUUCUCCCAUGUCCAAUAGUAUCUCAUGGGCCCAUCGAGGAUUGCUAUAUGAGUCAUUGAAUCCUCGUUGCGUCCCUCAUGCCCC
This is a messenger RNA of Schizophyllum commune H4-8, 771 nucleotides long. RefSeq lists its product as uncharacterized. The record is from RefSeq and is a predicted model, not a curated record. NCBI's taxonomy places the organism in Eukaryota, Fungi, Basidiomycota, Agaricomycetes, Agaricales, Schizophyllaceae. Bases 10 to 660 code for a protein of 216 amino acids. The transcript has 4 exons.